Molecule: messenger RNA, 3326 nt
Organism: Vitrella brassicaformis
Lineage: Eukaryota; Vitrellaceae
Source: the annotation of a GenBank genome assembly
AUAUGGUUCAGGGGCUGGAAUCUGUCCGCCGCUUCGUUCUGUACAACGACACACUUUCGGGCAGGAGCUGACGAGGAAAGGGGUACCUUCAAAUUGCGAAAGCGAUGACCUCAGCGGUGCAUGCAUGGCUCAAGGCGCUCAGACGUCGCUUGGGCUGCGAGCGCCGUGACGGCAUCCGCAGAGGUAGAUGCACCGCCACAAGACUACUGGCUGACGUAAUGAAUGUGACGGGCCGCUGUGUGUUCGCUCUUGGUCAAUCAAGGUGGAGCGGUGGUACGUGGGGAGCAGGAGCAUAGCCCUCCGAGGGCGGACCUUCAGGAAGCACUCGAUAGCAUCGAAUCGGUGAGUGAUGCCAUCGACCGAAAUGCAAAUAUCCGCCUUUGCAUGACUCACGUGUGUGUGUGAGUGUGUGUGUGUGUGUGGCUUGUGUGUCAGGGUGUCGCUAGAGCAGGGCAGGCGAAGCAGAUCAUUGCAGACGCCAUCCGUGCAGAGGUCAGCAGCGAGAUGACAGUCCAGAAAAGCUCAGCUAGGCAUGCGAGUGUUUCUGUCUGUGUCACCUGCAGGACGUAUUGUUGCCGGCUGACCGCCUGUCGGUGCUGCAGGGCCAUGUCAGGGACGCCCAGACAUCACUCAAUACCGCUGUAGAUCAGCUGGCCACACUGCCACACACAGACACUCGUCUCACACAGGUAGGGUGGGGAUGCGAUGCAUGGGAUCUAUAGCUGGCCAGUCAAUCGACCUACCAACAGAGCAUCUCUGGUUGUGUUGUGUGUCUGUCUGUGUCAGCCUUCUGAUGGUGACGGCAAGACAUUCCGGUGCAUCCAUUACGCGAGUAGCGUUACAGUGAGCUCAGAUGGGAUCUCCACACCGGCACACCAGACGACAGGAGCCGCCCGCGCGUUGACCAGUUCACGGUGGCUGGCCUGCCUGCCCUUUUGUCGCAAGCGGGCACGUGUGGCGAAGAGCCCGUCCGCUGCUGCCAAUGGAAUUGGUACGCAGAACAGACGCACGAGACGAUCGUGAUGGUGGUGUUCUGUGUAUGGUGUGGUGCAGGUCUUUUCGUGGGUGCAGCUGGCGUUGUUGAGGAGAGUGAUAGUGCCCAGUCAAACGUGCGUGACGCGACGCACACGAGAAGUGACCAUACCGAUUGCGUACUUCUGCCAUUCCCUCGUCGUUGGGUGUCAGGAUUACGGCCGUCCCUGUCUGGCUGGGCUUCCCCCGGGCGUCAUGGUCACAUGGGGUCUUUCCUGGCCACCAGACGCGCCGCCCGUCUGACCCGUGUCAACCAGGAGACCCGCCAGAAGGCCACCGACAGGACAUUCGGCGUCUUCAGGCACUUUGCGAUGACGGACGACGAGUGCGGGACCUACGGCAAGAUCCAGAAACUGCAUCAAGUCAAGCACCUGGUGAGUGGCGGGGAGACGGUGGGGAUGCUGUAUGUAUUAGUCUGCUGUGUGUGUGGCUGCAGGGCAUGAUCCAGACGGCCUAUGUGCAGUUCUCCAGUGUGGUGCCGUCUGUGGCCGAGUGGCUCGAGGCGUCAAGGGCGACACUCACGCGCCUGCAUGUUGCCUCAGGGCACUACGACAAUUGCUACACCACCGGCGACGACCGGGGGCCAGGUCUGCCUCUGGUCUUCCCGAGGCUGACAUUCAUGAGGAUCGAACCAAUCGAGGGAAAGUGGCUGCACCACAUGAGGUGGGUAAGGUGAGACGGGUCACCAGAUGUCACCAUUUCAGCUGUGUUGUGUGUGUCCCACAGCGCACGUCGGUGGAGGUUUUCCGCCCUGAGGACUCUUCAAGUCAGUGGCGACUCCUGCGGCUCAAUUGGAGACGAUGAGCAUAAUGCAAAGAAACAGGAAGCCCUUGUGAGAGUGCUUGAGGCGUCACCCAGCAUCGAGGAGCUGCAGUGCGACAGAGGCAGCCGCCCAUACAUCUGUGAUGAAGGCACGGCGUUUGGCGACGCCCAGUGGGCCGACUUCAUUGCCGCCCUCGGCCGCUGCCCGCACAUCAGGACCAUCGACGGCCUGGUGAUCAGCAUGGACGGCCAGCUGGGCCGCCUGGCUGAUCUCAAGAACGGCCUCAGCCAACACUGGGGCAAACCAGAGACCAGAGGUAAAGGCGCCACACACACACACACACACACGCACAAGGGGUCCCGCAAUUGUCCAACCGGUUGAUUGCUGUGCAGGUGCGCGCAAGCAGCUGAGAUUCCUGGUACGUCGUCCAUCGAUCGGUCCCGAAUUCGGGCGGCAGGGGGUGGAUAUCGGCCAGUGGGCGGCGGAGGUCAAUUGUGAGGUCACGUGGGCGCCAGCCGGCGUCUUGGGGAGGGAGCUGACCAUCGACUGUGGCAGUGAUGCUGGGAGGGCCCACCCCGCCCCCGUCCCUGGCAGCAUGUACGGCCAGAUGGCGACACAGCUGGCGGCCAAGGCCACUACCGUCCGUUUGAAGCUCGGUGGGACAGCGCUGCAUUCCUCUUGGCGUGGCAAGCUCAUCUUGCCCAAAGCCACCGACCUCACCAUUGAGAUCACCGAGGGUGCUAGCGCCUCAGACGUGAUGAAUAGCAUUCCCGACUGGCUGAUCGACACAGAGGGGGACGAUCCAGCGGAGGGAUGGGCGAGCCCAUUCUCGUCUGUCGAUGACGUAGACUUGCAUUUUGGCACCACUCUGUCUGUAGCUGACCUGCCUGCUGCCCCCAGCAAGCUCAGCCUUCUCAUGGGGGGCCUGACCGACUUAGAGCUGGUGACUUUCAUUUCUGUGUCCAGCCUGGCCACUGCCUGUGAGCUGCUGUCUUACCUGUCUGUGCGGGAGCUGACGGAAUGUCGCAUCGCGGCGGAUGAUGUGUCAAGUGAGUGGACUGACGUCGUGCCGGCUGCGUGGGGCCUCCGGUGCCCACACAUAGAGGAAAUAAGGGGUUACACGCUGCCUAGCAAAAAUCACGCGCUGUCGUUUGUGGAGGCUGUCGACACACUCCGACCAGCCAAAGUGUCCUUUGUGCUGGGGUGGGGUGGGGUCAUGCAUGACCUCCGUGACUUUGCGUGUGAGUGCUAUGAGCAGUUGAGCGAAGACUACACCAUCACAAAGGUGGACUCAGAUUGGGACGAAAAUCUGCCGUCUCUCGAUGUAGAGCUGGAGGCGAAAUGAAUAAUGAGACAAGCAGGCAGAGAGAGGCAGGGGAGUCUGUCUGUCUGUGGAGUGAGUGACGGAUGUUAGUUAUGCGUAGAGUAGCGGGCGGAAUGUGGGAUGAUGGGGAGUAGACAGCGUUUAUUCGAUGAUAAUCAAUCGGUGUGGACGGACUGACUGCAGCUGACCAGGUGAAAGGAAUUGAAG